CAUACGGGCAUUUGGGUGCUUGCAGUGAAGACCAACCUCGACCCGAGCCGCCAAACAGGAGUGUAAGAAAAUUGGGUCAAGUCGCCAAGAAGCAAGUGUGAGAGGGAGCUGCUACGAAGACAACAAAACAACAAAACUCCGGAUUCACCCUUCAAAACUAUGGCGGGAACGCAGGACCAAAAGUGGCAAAAGGAUGCAGUGGACCAGAACUUUGAUUAUAUGUUCAAAAUCCUCAUUAUUGGAAACAGCAGUGUUGGCAAGACAUCGUUCCUGUUUCGCUACGCGGACGACUCCUUUACGUCAGCCUUUGUCUCCACGGUAGGCAUAGACUUCAAAGUCAAGACGGUCUUCCGACAUGACAAGAGGGUCAAGCUCCAAAUUUGGGACACAGCUGGCCAGGAGCGCUACCGAACAAUCACAACGGCCUACUACCGUGGAGCUAUGGGCUUCAUCCUUAUGUAUGAUGUUACUAACGAAGAGUCUUUCAACAGUGUUCAAGACUGGGUUACGCAGAUCAAGACAUACUCGUGGGACAACGCGCAAGUUAUCUUGGUAGGCAACAAGUGUGACAUGGAGGACGAGCGAGUGGUGAGCGCCGAGCGCGGUCGACAGCUUGCCGACCAGCUCGGACUGGAGUUCUUUGAGACGUCGGCCAAAGAAAAUGUCAAUGUCAAGGCCGUCUUCGAGCGCCUCGUCGACAUCAUCUGCGACAAGAUGUCCGAGAGCCUCGACUCAGACCCCGCGCUCCUGGCGGGCGGAGGCGCCAAGGGCACGCACCUCACCGACAACCCCGCCGCACCUCCGAAUGCCUCCUGCCAGUGCUAGAGCUCCUUCCUCCUGUUCCUCCUCGCCCCUGUCCCCUCCGGUCAGCCUCUGCCCGUCAAGCUGCCCGUAGAGGCCACGCGGCACUUGGCUUCCUCGCGGCAGACCGGUGCUGCGUUCUCGGUGGAUCACUUCCAGCGAUACUUUCACUUUCGUGCGGCGUAGCAUCCACUGGCCCAGUGCCUAAAAAAAAACUGAUGGCGAAUUCUUUUUUUCAUGUUAGAGCAGCUUUCUGUUGCUUUUGCAUGUGAGACAGUUCAUUCCCUCUUGUUGAUUAAGUGCAGGGAUCACUUUCUUCUUUCUUGCAGACUUGAGGGUUAAAUCAACUUAAACCAGCGGUAAAGCAAAAGGACAGGGCACGAAUACAAAGAAACAAGACUGCAUGUGUGAAGCAGUCUAGCUGGCAUUUAUUGCAAAGUUCAGUUCUCUUGUUUCACUGUUAGUGCAAGGACGGGUGAAGUUUGCCAGCUAGCCCUCUUUCAAGCCUCAUUAAGCCCAUAGUUUGUGGUGGAGGGCACGUUACAUGGAGUUCACGGGUAAGAUGCAAGCUUGCGCCAAAUCAACAAAGCGAACAUACUUUCUGAAGUUUGCAGCAGUGAAUUGCUGCACUGGCACUGUAGUGGACGGCAUUACCCAAGAUCACAAUGUUUUUGCCACCUUCUACCUGAUGGCAACGAGACGCGAGUGUUAUGCUGACAGAAAAACGUAACCUUCCCUCAAAUUUUCACAGCGAGCAGGUCUUCUUGUUGUAUUUGAUGCAGGUCCUGUGUGCUUUCGGUCCGUGUCUCAAAUCUCCUUGUCAUGGCACAGGACCGUCGUAAAUCAACUAUAGUAUUGUCAGCUGUUUGCUACCUAUGGGUGCAUUCACACCGGCGAUUGACAGAAGUUGCACGACUGACUGAGACCAGUGACUAAGAAGUGACUCAAGGUGGCUGAUGUUCACACUGGCGGGGACAACUGGUCCUUCGCCACACUGAAAAGUCCCGCGAUUGAUGUCGUUCACGUCUGCUCUCAUCGCCACGUAAAAGAAGCAGACGUCCUGCUCCUGUGCCGCUGAUUGGUUCAGUAGGUUUGCAACCGCAGUUGUGUGACUGAAUAAUCGAGCGGUGAGAGACUGACCAAAAAAAGCUGUCGCUUUUGACCAAAGCUACCAUUGGCGACCUACUUGGUUACACGACUUCUAUGACUACCCGCCGCGGUGACUUAGUGGCUAUGGUGUUGCGCUGCUAAGCACGAGGUCGCGGGAUCAAAUCCCCGCUGCGGUGGCCGCAUUUCGAUGGGAGCGAAAUGCAAAAACGCUUGUUUCCCGUGCAUUGGGGCCACGUUAAAGAUCCCCUGUUGGUCAAAAUUAAUCCGGAGUCCCCCACCACGGCGUGCCUCAUAAUCAAAUCGUGGUUUUGGCACAUAAAACCCCAUAAUUCAUCGCGACUUCUGCGAGUCACCGGUGUGAACGGGCCCUACGACAUGCAGCCACUGAAGUUUGCGCAGAUAGCCCCGAAUAUUUUUGUCACGUGAACUUCUGCUUGUUUGACUAAUCGACAGCUGCUGAAAAUGGUAUGCCCGUAACAGACCAUUCUAGAACACAAUCCUAGCAUACAUCUUUCGUGCUGUGCUCCACCGCAGUACCCUCUGCGUUGGCACUAUACCUGCGUGCAAAUCUGUGCUGCACGGCGAAUGGUUGGACACACCUGAGAGAUGUGAAGCCGGCAACAUUUGGGAAUAGUUACAGCCACAAAUUGCACGCAGCUGGCAAAGCAAAGAGCUCAGCACAGAGGGUGCUGCUAACUGCUGCACUGUCUAAAGUGAGGCGAGCCGAGUGCCGAAUAGCCAGAGUCGUCUGAUCCAGCGCAGGCAGGUUGGAGGGGCCCUGAUCCCUAGUGUCCAUCCCCCCCCUCAGUACUAAGCGAGCGCUGCUCCCUUGCUGUUGUUGUUGCUGCUGUGACCGCUGCCAGCUUGACUGCCGCUAAGAAGAGCGAAAGCUGCGCCUGGGUGACUGCUGAACUGUGUUUGGUGUACGCGUUAUGUCGGGGUAGCCCUGACGGCAGAGGCUAGUCAUUCGACUUUGAUUUCCAAAUGCCAAUAAGUUGGCGCUGAACAGAGCCGAUAUUCUUGGCUGUUUGCUUCCGGGGAUAAAACCCCCGUUGCACGAUUUCGCGUGGCAUCAGACACGUUUUCAUCUACGAGCAACAGUGUUUCAGCAAAACAUAAAAUUGGGCUAGUUUGGUAUAGGUUGGCCAUGUUUAACUGUAGCGCAAAAAGACAGCACAAGUUGAAAGAGGAGACACACACGCUCCCUUUUCAAAAUAAUUAGGCUCCGUGUUACUGUGCUACAGUUAAAUAUGGUCAACAGCAUUCUUGGCAUUGUGCUUUAGACAACAUGCGUGGCAUUAAACCAGAUAUGCUGUCCCCUGUGGGCACCGAUGUGCCCAGUGCUAGUCACGCAAAAUCUAGAAAAAGUUACUGUACCCCCAAAACUGAAUGAAUGAAAAUGUCACCGCGGGAUUAGGUCAUUUUUAACUUGUCUCACAUAAAAGGACUAACAUAUGGACAAGGUGAUCCACAUUCGUGCAUAAGCAACAAGGAUGGUGAAAAUAGCAAGAAAAAAAAAAGUAGGCACAGCACUUGUCCUUGUUCUAAUUUUUGACACCCGUGUAGCUUGCGUGCCAUUUUUCUAAUGAAUAAUUUCGUUUGUCUACUGAUCAGGUAUCUAAGCAGUUGUGUUCGUCUCGCAUCGAACGUAACACUGACCUGACAAGAAGUGGUCCAAGUGGCACAGGUGAUGGUGAAAUUUGUUAUCUGUACACUCCCGCAUUGAGCACAGUCUCGUUUGGGGUUUGUGGCUUUUGUGAAGUACAGAAUGGGUUCAAAUCACUACUUCCAAGUUACUUUAAUAAGGAAGGAUCUGUUGUCAUUGUAGGGCUGUUGCACUUCUCAAUUUUUUUUUUUUUUUUCACGAGGUUGUUUACUGGAGCGCGCCUCUUCCAAUAUUGUCCGAGGCAGCAGGAUUGUAAUUGGUGGGCUCACCAGCUGACGACAGGAGCUUGACACUUCAUUGCUAUAGCCGGGCUUAGGUGCAUGGAAUACCGAUGUGUCAGCACAAGCUUAGUAAAAUUUUACAUUGCCAUUUAGCGAAUAAAAUAUGCAUUGUUUCCAAUUACCUUAAGGGCCUCGCUGAGUUGUACUUUUGAAGCACAAAAAGAAACAAACAAUGAAGCCAACUUUGCUGUGAUAUUUCUCACCUACAAGUUGCCUUGUGCCUUCAGAUUUUUUAGUUGGUGGGAAAUGUUCCUCAACGCAGGCAUACAUAUUGCUUUGUUGAAACAACUGUCAUUUGCUCUUGUUUGUAAAUAAGUCUAUUUAGGACCAAAUUUGGAACACAGUAUGACACUGUUCUCAUUUUUUUUAUGAAAGCAAUCCACUCCUUGCUGUGAGAACAUAUUCAUUUCCCCAUGCUGAGAUGGUAUAUGUAAGCAGCUCAGGCCAGGUCAUGCGCAUCUUUAAAAUCGAAACAAGCAGCAGAUUUCACUCCUUUAGCCUUUUCCCAACUGCCUUUUCUGCCUCUUUUCAUCCAGAGAACUUUGUUAUACCAGGGUGACACUGCACAAUCAAAAUAGCACGCACUGCCAAUUAAGUUUUUGUAUUCUCAUAACAAUUAGAUUCAGGGAGGUAUUUCGUAAGUAGGUGUUGAUGGAAAUUAUUCCCCUUUGUGACCAUAAAUGGGGCAAAAUUAUUCACUAACAAGAUUAAAUGUGGAAAUGUUCUCCAUGCCAAACGACUGAGACCAUACCUUAAUUCUCAUAAAAGCAAGCAUAAGCACAACUUGUUUGUGCUUUAAGUUCUGCCUGUCUAGCCUUGCUAAAAUGUGCUCAUCUGUGCAGAAAGCAAGGUUUGCUGUCAUUGAAGCCCUCGGAUGUGAAACUGCUAUACUCAUGGCCUUGAAAUCCUUUUGUUUCAUGGAGUGCUCAAAAAAUGCUUUAAUUUUGCUUUUGGCUAAGCUUAGUAGAUCAUAUUUUUGUAUCUGAAGUCGUGCGUACGAUUCCGGGCCUCUACAGUUCAUUGUAAUGACAGCAAAGGAGCUUGUGUACUUAUAUUUAGCUGUGCAUUAAGGAAACCCCUAAUGGUCAAAAUUACUCCUUCGUAUUUUACUAUGACAUGCCUCAUACUUGAACUGUGGCUUUGGGACAUUAAAUCUAGUCAAUUUCAGCUCUUAUGGAUGAAGAGCAUUUUAGCUGUUCUUGAGCAACAAAAUAACUGCAUGCUGAUAUUUAGAAACUUGGGAGUCAUCGUGACACUUCGCAGAUGCAGCACGGGCUUGUUUGAAUUUAAUUUGGAAUGAAGCGAGGUUUCGCACAUCUUGUGUUUUGCGUAGAGUCUUCAGCAGUUCAACCAGGCGCAGCAAAGCGCUCGAAAAACAGGAGAAACCUUAAUAGUCUGAAGAAGUCAAAUGGAGCCCCCUUAUUUUUUUUUUCUUUUUCCAUCUUGUUAACAUCAGGAACUAGCCUGUCUGCCCAUUUUCCCCCUGUUGUUGAAGUGUUCUAGAAGUGCGUGGGGAUCUAUUUCACCUGGUUUUUCAAAGGGCUCGAUUCAGAUGCAGCAAUUUUCGGCUGGCUGUUGAGCGAUCGUCCUGUUACAUAGGUGCACUGAAAAGCAAACAAAAAUUCUUAAUCGUUGAGAAUCUUGCCAGAGGUCAAAGAUGGCCGCAAGAAACCACUCUGCCUUAUCCAGAUGAUAGGUGGUGAGCCUGUUCUCCAGCCAACAUUUUUUUUCUAAGUUAUCAUGUAUUGAAGGAAAUUCGUGGCCGAUGCCAGUCGUUUCUGUACCCGGUUUGCGGUUUCUCUGCGACGGUGGCAGAAGAUGGGGCCUAUAUCCUAAAUCAAUCACCUUUGAGAAUAUCGCUUUUAGUGAGCAUUGAUUGGCUGAUUUUAGUGGAAGCAGAUGGUACGGAAGGAAUGGCACACUCAGGAUUGUUUUUGCAUCGCACAGUCCUGGAGCGCGUUAAAUCAAGGUCAGUCUAUUCAGUGAGACGACGCGGAAAAGAGAGACAUCCCUAAAAGUGACAGGUCAAGAACACACCCCUUGCCUUCGCAGAUGGUUCGCCAGAACAUUGCUGCAGUGUGAAUCGAGCCUCGCAAGGCCUCUGUUUGCGGCUGUUGCUGUGUGGUUGUCUGAUUUAAGGAAAAGGUGUAUGUUCUUCGUGUACGUCUCCGCUUGUUUACAAACAUCCGCCUGCCCAUUGCCUUCUCGCGAUGGAGCGAAGUGGUGGUCCUUUUAUUUGGGUGUCACACGUGUCCCCCGGCGAUGUGGCGGGAGAGACGAAAGACGCCUGUUGACAAUGAGUGUGACUUCUGUAAAUGCUGGUUGCCCGUGUAUAAAUGUGUACAUAUAUUCUCUUACGAGCAUUGUUCCCCACUGCAACCUGUUUCCCCACUUACGUCCCCAUUCGUCCCCAACUCCCCUGGUGUUAUUAAUGAAAAGACGGUGGCGAGAGAGACCAGAAGAGCCCUGCAAUAAGAAGCAAACACAGAUUUCAGAAAAAAAAAAAGGGACACCCUUUCUUCUUGUUAGUUGAGGGCAGAGAUGUGAUAAAGCGUGGGAAAAAAAAAAGAUAGUCUCAUUUGUGUUUUUUUUUAGUUUUUUUUUUUUUUUUUAGCGUGGCCCUUCUGUUAGUGAUUAAGGGGACUUGCAUUUGUGAAGGCCGGAUCUGUUGAUGUUUGCUUUUCUUUCUCGGAGAAAGUGGCAGUUGCGUAUAAAUGCGUAGGAAAUUAGUGUGACACACUCCCGGUCACCCUUCGGACACCUUUUCCUUUCUUUAAUCGCGUGAUGAAUGUUUUGUACGAUGAUCGCAGACUUUCGAGUGUCAUGCUAGGUUUUUGUGUCUGAAGCCAGCACUUGUAGAAAUUUUAUUAGGAAAGCUGGCCAGCAUAUGGUGUUAUGUGCAUACCUGGGUCAUGCUCGGGAGCAAUCACUUUUGGCACUAAUGUGGUCUCGCAUUCAUUUUGACUGGAAUACACAUCACUGCAGUGAGCAGCAUUCAUUUCUGCUGUCAAAGAAAUGUUUUUCGCUGUCCAUUGGCCCCAGCAAUCACUGGCAUUGCAUGAGGCGAAAGUAUUGCUAAUGCCAAGCGUACUACCUAAAAUUUCCUCCUUUCUUUUCUUGUAACAUCCGUGUCCGGCGGUUAAAGCAGAAGACACACGGUACAGUUCCGCUUGAGAUUUGACGUACAACCUGUCGUGCCAACAGGUUCCAAUCAGCAGAACAUCCACCUUUGGGCAACACAUGAUACAUCUCGCACAAUGAAGGUGACACUUCCAAAAGUGAUCAUUCUAGAGCUUGACCCCAAUUUGAAGCCAUGCCAACGCCGUCUGCUGCUUUGAUAACUCCAUUGAAAUGCAAUUUUUUUGUUAAGUUAGACAUGUGCUGGUGUGAUGCAGUGUGUGUUGACUGGAGGCGCUUGGUAUACUUGUUCAGUGCAUUGAAUAAUUUGCAACCUAGAUGUCCGUGGUACAGUUGAAGAUGACCGCUAUCCGUCGUAAUAAGACUGCUUAAGGGAAAACUGCGAAAUGCAAAAUGUUAUUACACCUGAGCAUGUACACUGGAUACAGGUGAAGCCAGAAGUGAACAUUUCGUACUGCUCAUUAUCGGCACUGCAGAGUCUACUGACAGUUCUAGCUUCGAUUAAAUUGGCAGUCGUUUUCGCUAUUGGCUCACAGGUUUUCUUUGCACUGCUAAAUGCAUGCAAGGUGUGAAACGUCGAUGGAAAACGACGCUUUUCGGUGGGACACAAAGCAGACGCCGCCGCAAGCAUUCCUAUGCGUCGUCUGCCUAUUGUCCUGCCAAAAUUGCCGUUUUCUUUUCGUUGCCUUUAGUAUGCACCCAACGACAGAAAUGAGCCAUUGGGUUAUCCAUUCAUUUCCAUCCAUCUGUCCCAAGUAGGGAAGGCAUGCCUAAAAUUUUGAGCUUCUCGUAAUCGGCCUGACUUGGAUUGGCAGGGAUGGGCAGUCAACACACCACGCAGCAUGCUGCCAACAGUGUCUGCAACAUUGGUCAGCUGACACACCAGUCUCAUAAAAUUUAACCUCAUACAACAGGAGCUAGUUUUCAUGCAUUGACUUGCCAUUACGAGCGUCAUAUGUUGCCAGCAAGCACGUAUUGGUUUCUCUUGCACGGACUUGCAUGUUCUAAAGUGAAAGUGGACCCACUCACAAAGCCUGCAUUUAUUGUAGCUCUUUGUAUCUCUUGCACGGUCAGCUCGUUUUGUUUUCUGCAAUUAAAGGUAAUGAUGUACUCUAAUUGUUGGAAAAUAGGAUGUCUGGAUUAUUUUGUGCAAGGAGAGUUUAAAAGAGAGGGCGCUAAAACAUUGCAAAGCAAUUGUGUGGGCACAAUUUACUGAUUCGUCCCAAUUUUUCUCGGUUGUACCCUGUGUGUUGUUAUGCUGGCAUCUUUCACUGCUUUCCUCCUUUCUUGUGCGAUUACUUUAUAUUCUGUGUUGUUUGAUCAAAGCACUUUCCUCCGCGCGAUUUCUGCUGUGAACCUUUUUUUUUUCUCUCCUAAAGGUUUGCAUUAAUAAUUUUUUACCAAAGAAACAUUCCUGAUGCAUUUACGGUUGCUUUUAUUUUUACUGCAUUUUGUUUGCUUUUUUUGCAAGUGACGUGUAUGUUUACAAUUUGACCUCCGGAUCUUGCAGUGGCAUUCCAACAGUCGGCUGGUGAAAAAAAAACUGUAUUUUAUACCCCGUGAUCUCUUCUAGUCGUUAAAAAGCCCUGAACAGUUUAAUAACUGCAAUUUCAUCAGUCAGCACUGAGCUAGUCAUAUUUGCAAAUCCUGGAAUUUCGUUUAUAACGAACUUUGUGUGGCUUCAUAUCAAGCACUUCCAGAAUGCCAGUAUGUUCAUUUAGGGAUCCUCACUUGGAGUUAAUUUCUCACUGCAACACCUGAUACAAUGCUCUAAGCAGUUUGUGCUCAGAGAGAAAAAAGAUAAAAACAAAAAAAACGGCACUGUCUAGUCUACUUGGCUUCGUGGCCUAUGAUAUAUUUCUGGAUAACAUUAAAGCAUGCAAGGAAAAUGUGUCUAAUAGUUUGCAAUUGCCUACACAUUUAAAUUGAAAGCGAGGAGAGUAUAUAUAUAUAUAUUUGUGAACUUCUCACUCGAACCCACCACAAUACUUGUUAUUUUCUUUUCUUCUCUUAACAAGCCGACAGGUGUAGAAAAGUUGUUGGAGUGACAUACCAGCAUGAAUUGCAAUUUUCUGUUGUAUGCUUAAUACGAAAUACAGCUGACUUGCGUUUAUUCAAACUCCCAAGGGCUGUAGACUUUUGUUUGAACUGCUUGAAUUCGAAUGGGUUAAGGCACAAAACAGAAUUAUGGGUUAUUAUAUGAAUUUACAAUCUGCGAUAACAAACAACUGGCCACUGCUUGCUUUUGUUAUGGAGAAGGGAGAAAUAAAGUCAUUGGGCAAACGUAUCGGGAUAUCAGAGCUGAAACACACGACCAGGUCAGUGAUGCCCACCACUGUACAUGACAAGCGUGAAUAUCGAACUUGCCCGCACUUUGACUAUUUAUGCCUUAGGAACAUCCCCUCAUCAGCCAGCUGUAGCAGCGCUUCAGUGUCCUGGGAAGCAAGAGAUUGGUAUAAUCGAAAACUGUUUCUGAAUUGAACAAUUUUUCAAGGUGCAUUAGCGUAGCAGGCGAAACAAAAUGUUGAGAUUUGUUUGAACUAACAUAGUCACCAGAGUUUGAAUUAUUGCAAGUCAGCUGUAUUGGUCGUUCAAAAUUACUACAAGACAUUAUGUUUCUUUAAAAGGUUAAGCCACGCAUCUUUGCACAGCUGUGGUCUGAAACGUAUGGAACCCGAGUCUUUCUUUCCAGUGCAAGUUUGUAGUAGCGAUUCCUUCGACGAUCCAGUGUCUGGGUUUCAUGUGUUGUCGUAACCUUCGUGUGGAACGAUUAAAAAAAAAAAGGUAUGCCUGCAAUGAUAGGAAUGUUGCUGUAACAAUGUGAACAACUCUGUGAAAGUACUACAAUAGGGGAGUGCAAUGUGAAGAAAUAAAAAAGACUUAACAGUG
This is a messenger RNA of Dermacentor silvarum, 9885 nucleotides long. It is a transcript of the gene Rab3, whose product is annotated as ras-related protein Rab-3. Lineage: Eukaryota; Metazoa; Arthropoda; Arachnida; Ixodida; Ixodidae. Gene Ontology annotation, molecular function: GTP binding; GTPase activity. The transcript is spliced from 4 exons. Bases 160 to 825 code for a protein of 221 amino acids. Gene Ontology annotation, cellular component: endosome; synaptic vesicle; plasma membrane. The record is from RefSeq and is a predicted model, not a curated record. Gene Ontology annotation, biological process: protein secretion; regulation of exocytosis; protein localization to plasma membrane.